Molecule: messenger RNA, 2460 nt
Organism: Coniosporium apollinis CBS 100218
Lineage: Eukaryota; Fungi; Ascomycota; Dothideomycetes
Product: NEK protein kinase
Exons: 4
Coding region: 1-2460 (819 amino acids)
Biological process (GO): protein phosphorylation
Molecular function (GO): ATP binding; protein kinase activity
Source: RefSeq, a predicted model, not a curated record
AUGGCAGACCUGCUGAGCCAAACGUCAGACGCAACGGUGGACAACGCGCUGCUUGCUUGGUUUCCUCAUUUUGGUUCCACACCAACGAACCUAAAGGAACGCGCCCCUCUCAAGGAGUCUGAGUUGCGUGGUAUAUCAGAUGUUCUUCGUCGAACAGGUAGAGAAGCUUGGAGCUGUAUUCCAAGAGUCUACACAGUCCUUCGGAUCAUCAAUCAACUUCAAGCUAUCGAUAGGUUCGUCAACUUGGGGGUGUCUGAUAUCUGGUUCCCCUUCACCGCAAAUACGUUACCAGACACUCUGAGGUCCUCGGCGAAGUCAGCUUUUCUGAACGCUCAACGGCUCGUGCUUACGAAGGCCUUGUCUUUGGAGCAAGAAGAUGGAAAGCAUAGACACUUCUUAGAUCCCGCAGAGCUUCCUUUCACUAAGAUUGCCGGACUAGGAAGAGGGAGUUUUGGAUUGGUGGAUCAUGUAGUGAGCACCAUCAGCCACAGGGAGUAUGCGAGAAAGCGUAUACCGAGAGGCCGGACCUUCCAUAACGACCGAAAGGUCCUCAAAGACUUUGAGAACGAGCUAUCCAACCUCAAGAAGCUCUCACAUUAUCACAUUAUCGAGCUCGUCGGCAGUUAUACAGAUUCAAGAUCUGUCUGUCUUCUUAUGGCACCUAUUGCAGAUUGCAACCUGAAGGAGUACCUAGACGCGGAGCUCACGACUGAGCGCCGCUCACCACUGUGCAACUUCUUCGGCUGCCUGACGUCCGCUAACGUGCUUGUGAAAGGUGGCGAUCAUGUUUACCUGACAGACUUCGGACUGGCUUUAGAUUAUUCGGAAGCCGGUCGCAGCACCACCACCGCAGAAGUAGUCAAAAGCCCACGGUAUUGCUCGCCCGAGCUAGCGGCCUACCGUCCUAGGAACACAGCCUCUGAUAUCUGGUCGUUGGGUUGUGUCUUCCUCGAGAUGUGGACAGUGAUCAGAGAACGCACCGUUACUGAAUUGACUGCACAUCUUGAAUCCACCGGGUCACGGUCCAACCUCUACUACUCAAAUAUCGAGGGCAUCAAUUCGUGGUGCUCUUUGAACGCAACGCGCCUCAACACUAGAGCAGUGGAUGCUCCAUUGGCGUGGAUCGAGAACAUACUUGUGGAAGCGCCAGAUCGACGUUGGACCGCAAGUCUUCUGCUCGAUCAGAUUCAGGAGGCUAGUAAUGGGCCCAGCUUCCACCCAGACUACUGCGGAACGUGCUGUCUGGAAGGUUCUGGGCUAGUGGGGACCGUACACUCACCAACCGGGACCGAUGAAACGUUCUAUGAAGGGGCGGAAGACAAAAACAAUGGCUUGGAUGCGAGUGACCUCGCUUCGCUAACCACAUCAUUGGCACUGGCGACUAAGAAUCAUCCCGCCGCGGAGCACCGACAACAGCACGACGAAGAACCGCACCGCCAAACAUCUAGGGCUUGUGUCGAAGAAAAGGGAACAACAAUCCCCUCCAGGCGUGAUCCAACAGAGAACCCCCGCCGGAAGGGCAAGGACUGGGAUUGCCUCUCCAUCGGGAGCUCCUCCAGCGAUUACGAGUGCUCCUCCAGCGUUGACGAGUGCUGUGGCACAGUGUUCGGCAUCACGCAACAAUUGGAGAUCACCUUCCAUGACUUGUUCGAAUACAGAACUCAGAUAGAGGAGAUCGGAUCCUAUCCAUUAGCUCAAAACCAGCUCAAUCACAUGGUGGCAAGAUUUGUAGCCGACAAUGACGGACCAGACAGUUUGUUAAUCGUGUAUUACUCAGGGCUCUUUUCGUGGACAGAAGAAGAUGGAACGAGGCUCCACGGCCAAAGGUCCGGACUCAAUCUUGAUUCUCGAAAUUCCGUAAGAUGGGAUGUGGUGGAGCAAAACCUGCUCCACGGCCCAGAAGGGGAUAUCCUGGACAUCUUCGAUGCUUCUUACGCGGUUGAUCCUUCGUCGAAAAUCGAUUCAAACCUGACGAAGGCGCUACAGAAUAGCACCAGUGAUAUAAAAAGAAUUGGAAGUCCCGGAAAGACCGCCAAGGAACACACGACCACACGCAGAUAUCAGCUACUUACAUCCAGCGGCUCCGCUUACCCUCUUAACAAGCCGGAACCACGGUUCAUAACAGCAGCAUUGAUCGAAUCGCUGACUCAAUUAGUGAGCGAACGAAGCAAGUUCCCUACCACUUACCAGGGUUACACCUUCCGCAAAGUGCCGCAGCAAAAGCUUCCGCUAGGAGAAAAGGUCGAUUGGAGACACGCCCAUAGAACCGAGAUGCCUAUAACAUCAGACGAGCUUGAGAAGCGCCUUCGAGAACGUCGCCUUAAGAUCAAGAAAACUGUGUCUGACGAAUUUAUGUCUUUAACGGCUGAGAACCAGAAAUCGCAGGUUAUUCGACUGGCCGAGGAGAAGGAGAGCGAGGAAGAGAAUCAAUACGCAGAAUGGACGUUAGCGAGCGUAUAG